Messenger RNA from Hypanus sabinus (Atlantic stingray), 948 nucleotides. RefSeq names its product pancreatic secretory granule membrane major glycoprotein GP2-like. The record is from RefSeq and is a predicted model, not a curated record. NCBI's taxonomy places the organism in Eukaryota, Metazoa, Chordata, Chondrichthyes, Myliobatiformes, Dasyatidae. The transcript is spliced from 9 exons. The coding region runs from base 355 to 948 and encodes 197 amino acids.
UUUAACAGUUCCGGAGGAUGGAAGAUUCCGGAGACGGUCGUUCCACAGUAUCGCUGCUCCGGGAAUACCCCAGGCUGGUUAAUUGGUCCCCAUCCCAACGUGGGAGAGGGGGAGGUGACCAGGACCGUCUGCUUCACUUCUCAUAACAACACCUAUUUCUUGAGAUGGGAGAUCAGGGUGAAAAACUGCUCUGGUUAUUUUGUGUAUUGGCUGAAGCCGACACCCUGGAGUAACGCUGUGUAUUGUACAGUCACAGACUCCGCACUCGGUGAUCCGUGUGUAAACCACACCGUCCUGGAUCAGCCCUGGAGGAGCACGAAUUGUCCCAACACUGAGUGUACUGGUGGACAAUGGAUGGAUGAUGGAAAUCUUGCAGUGGGAUGGUACAGAUUUAACAGUUCCGGAGGAUGGAAGAUUCCCGAGACGGUUGUUCCACAGUAUCGCUGCUCCGGGAACACCCCAGGCUGGUUAAACGGUCCCCAUCCCAACGUGGGAGAGGGGGAGGUGACCAGGACCGUCUGCUUCACUGCUCAUAACAACACCUAUUUCUUGAGAUGGGAGAUCAGGGUGAAAACCUGCUCUGGUUAUUUUGUGUAUUGGCUGAAGCCGACACCCUGGAGUAACGCUGUGUAUUGUACAGUCACAGACUCCACACUCGGUGAUCCGUGUGUAAACCACACCGUCCUGGAUCAGCCCUGGAGGAGCACGGAUUGUUCCAACACUGAGUGUACUGGUGGACAAUGGAUGGAUGAUGGAAAUCUUGCAGUGGGAUGGUACAGAUUUAACAGUUCCAGAGGAUGGAAGAUUCCCGAGACGGUUGUUCCACAGUAUCGCUGCUCCGGGAAUACCCCAGGCUGGUUAAACGUAAGUCUCACGUCAGUGGUAGGGAAGGCAGUGGAGAGGAUUCUUACGGAUGGGACUUCUGAGCAUUGGGCAGACCGUGGGUGA